GCUCUGAAAAUUGAUGAAAUGGAACAAAUUAUUUGGACAAGACUAGAAAAAUUCUACUCGGUCGGUUUUGAAAUCAUACCUCAAGAAACUUGCGAGAUCUUCGUCUGCACUGCACUAGCAUUUCAGGGUUUGUUGGAGGCGAACGACAUCCACAACAAUGGGAUAGCGGGGUUCGGGCGCCAACCGACAGUGACAGUGGUGCACUGCGAGAUCCACCACGGACAGACGGGUGGCUUGUACGGGCUCGGCCAGUUCAUCGACAACCGCAUCCAUUCCCACAGCAAACCCCACCGCAACGAGAUCUACAACGGCCAUCAGGGUGGCGUCUUCAUCUUGGGCGAAGGCCGCGGCUUGAUCGAGCAUAACAAUAUCUAUGUGACUCAAUGUGGAUUGUGAAGACACAGAAGGGGACGCAUUUGGAUCUUGAAUCAUGAAUGUUGAAUCUUGAUGCUCACAGAAAAGGAAGUCAACCAGACAGGUGGGACACACAACUUAAGUUACUUAUUCUCAGUUAUAAUUAAGUAUACUUACUUCUUACUAAGUUAAUAGCUACUUACGUACAACUUAAUAGUUGCUACAGUACCCUUUUCUGGCUAUCAAGUUUGUUAGUGGCUCAAUUCAGGGCAGUAUUUUAUCACCAACUUUAUGUAAUAUAUCUAUUUUGAUGAUCUGGUAGUAUCCGAAUCGAAAUACUUCUACUACUAAUUGAAAAAUUGCACUAUAGUGUUCGAUUUUGAUGACACUACAGUCUAAAUUUUGAAUAAUAGUUAUUAAAAACUAUUACCCACGUUUAGAGCGCUUUC
Messenger RNA from Nilaparvata lugens (brown planthopper), 803 nucleotides. RefSeq names its product F-box only protein 11-like. Gene Ontology annotation, biological process: ubiquitin-dependent protein catabolic process; protein ubiquitination; regulation of apoptotic process. The transcript is spliced from 3 exons. NCBI's taxonomy places the organism in Eukaryota, Metazoa, Arthropoda, Insecta, Hemiptera, Delphacidae. The record is from RefSeq and is a predicted model, not a curated record. The annotation marks the transcript as partial.